Molecule: messenger RNA, 448 nt
Organism: Funneliformis geosporum
Lineage: Eukaryota; Fungi; Glomeromycota; Glomeromycetes; Glomerales; Glomeraceae
Source: the annotation of a GenBank genome assembly
ACCGUUUAAUCAACCCUCCGACAAAUCAUCAGAACAAUUUUUAAUUAAAAAUAAUUUAGAACGUCACAUUCGGAAUGACCAUACAGGAAAACAACCAUUAAUUAUUCUCGGACCAAACGAACUAGAAUUGAAAGAGGUUUUGAUAACUUCGGAAUCCAAUUAUGAUGAUGCUAUCAGUGAAGGUUAUAGUUCAAAUUGUAACUAUUCAGUCGACGUGUAUCACGAUCAAAAUGAUUUUGAUCACCCCUCAAAACAAACCACAUUCAUUCCUUUGUAUAAGGAUGUUUUCAAUAAAAAUAAUCUGAAACGGCACAUUCGACAUCAUCAUGCAAAUGAAGAAUAUUUUAUUUGUUUCGAACAAAAAUGUCAUGGUAUGAGAUUAUCUUCGCAUGAUUUGUUAGCAAGUCACCAAAAAGACGUUCAUGAAAGUCUAAUUUACUAUGUUUGA